Messenger RNA from Mauremys reevesii (Reeves's turtle), 1567 nucleotides. It is a transcript of the gene POLDIP2, whose product is annotated as DNA polymerase delta interacting protein 2. Gene Ontology annotation, molecular function: DNA binding. The record is from RefSeq and is a predicted model, not a curated record. NCBI's taxonomy places the organism in Eukaryota, Metazoa, Chordata, Testudines, Geoemydidae. Gene Ontology annotation, biological process: error-free translesion synthesis. Bases 98 to 1210 code for a protein of 370 amino acids. The transcript is spliced from 11 exons. Gene Ontology annotation, cellular component: nucleus; mitochondrial nucleoid.
GUUGCGGCCGCGCGGUGCAUUGUGGACCGGUGGUGGUGUCAGAGCUAGGCCCUUCCGUUGUCCCCGGCUCGGCCGGCCUCGGGGGCUGGCGGGCGGGAUGUCGGGCUGCGCGGCGCGGCGCUACCUGGCGGCGGCUCUGAGCAGGUGCCGGGUCCGGGCCCGGGCCCUGCCGCUCAGGGAGGCCCCGAGCCGCGGCCUCCGGGCGCUGUGUGCGGGGGGGCCCGGGGGCUGGCAGCUGCCCGCGCGCCGCCACCUCUCGUCCCGGAACCGGGCUGAGGGCAAAGUGCUGGAGACGGUGGGAGUGUUCGAGGCGCCGAAGCCGCAGGGCAAGUACGAGACGGGCCAGCUGUUUCUUCACAGUGUAUUUGGCUACCGAGGAAUAGUCCUGUUUCCCUGGCAAGCCAGGUUGUAUGAUCGGGAUGUUGCUUCUCCUGUUCCGGAAAAGAGUGAGAGUGCAGCAGGGCAUGGAUCCAAAGAAGUCAAAGGCAAAACUCACACCUACUAUCAGGUGCUAAUAGAUGCUCGGGAUUGCCCACAUAUAUCUCAGAGGUCACAGACGGAAGCAGUGACGUUCCUGGCGAAUCAUGACGACAGUCGAGCUCUCUAUGCCAUACCAGGUCUAGACUACGUAAGCCAUGAAGACAUCCUUCCCUACAGCUCCACCGACCAGGUGCCAAUCCAGCAUGAGCUCUUUGAGAGGUUUCUUAUGUACGACCAGACAAAAGUUCCGCCUUUUGUAGCAAGGGACACGCUGUGUGCGUGGCAGGAGAAGAAUCAUCCCUGGUUAGAGCUGUCUGAUGUGCACCGAGAAACCACCGAGAAUAUCCGAGUCACUGUCAUCCCCUUCUACAUGGGCAUGAGGGAAGCCCAGAAUUCCCACGUUUAUUGGUGGCGUUACUGUAUCCGCUUGGAGAACCUUGACAAUGAGGUGGUACAACUGCGAGAACGGCACUGGAGGAUAUUUAGUUUGUCUGGCACCCUGGAAACUGUCCGGGGCCGAGGAGUUGUGGGAAGGGAGCCAGUCUUAUCCAAAGAGCAGCCAGCAUUUCAAUACAGCAGCCAUGUCUCCCUGCAGGCAUCCAGUGGUCACAUGUGGGGUACUUUUCGGUUUGAGAGGCCUGAUGGCUCCCACUUUGAUGUCCGAAUCCCACCCUUCUCAUUGGAAAGCAACAAAGAUGAGAAGACGCCUCCCUCUGGCCUUCACUGGUAGAGCAGUCUAAGCACAGUGCCCCAGGAGAACAGUCGUGCACUGCAGACCUCUGCUUCCCACCCUGCUGCAGCCAGGGAGAUGGAACUUUUCAAUAUUUUAAACCAUUUUGUUUUAACCUUUGCUAAAGGGGAGUUUUUGAACGUUAACACUGGCUCUUUCAGGCUGCUUGUAAGCAUCAUAAGCUGUAUUAGUGGAUCCUUUCUUCCCCCUGGCACUGGCUGGUGCCCGAGCUCGGGGGGGUUAGAACUGUGCUGCUGUGAAGAUGGGCCCCCUCAGCAGGGCUGGGCCCUUUCCAAAUGUGUUUGAAUUCUCUGGGACGUGAGGUUUCUCUUUAAUAAACUGGCCCCUCUAGUUGUA